This is a messenger RNA of Sorex fumeus (smoky shrew), 1667 nucleotides long. RefSeq names its product gasdermin E (gene GSDME). Gene Ontology annotation, cellular component: cytoplasm. Bases 170 to 1636 code for a protein of 488 amino acids. The transcript has 10 exons. The record is from RefSeq and is a predicted model, not a curated record. Gene Ontology annotation, biological process: programmed cell death. NCBI's taxonomy places the organism in Eukaryota, Metazoa, Chordata, Mammalia, Eulipotyphla, Soricidae.
AACCGUCUCCCCGCCCCGCGCCCCGCCUCCGCCCGGCGCACCCCGCGCCCCGCAGCUCCCGCGGCUCGGGAAGGCGGGAACCGAGCAAAGGUCCCCGCGGCCGGGCCCUCCCCGGGGACGCCCGAGAGUCGGGGCGCGCAGCUGCGGGAGGUAAUCCAGAGCUCUCAAAAUGUUUGCCAAAGCAACAAGGAAUUUUCUCAAAGAAGUUGAUGCUGAUGGUAACCUGAUUGCGGUAUCCAACUUGAAUGAUUCAGAUAAAUUACAGCUUCUAAGUCUGGUGACCAAAAAGAGAAGAUUCUGGUGCUGGCAGAAACCCAAAUACCAGUUUCUGUCUCUCACACUAGGAGAUGUGCUUACAGAAGACCAGUUUAUGAAUCCAGUGGUCGUGGAGUCGGACUUUGUGAAGUAUGAAGGCAAGUUUGAGAACCACGUGAGCGGGUCCAUUGAGACGGCCCUGGGGAGAGUGAAGCUGAACGUGGGCGGCAAAGGCCUGGUGGAAAGUCAGUCUUCGUUCGGGACCCUCAGGAAGCAGGAGGUGGACUUGCAGCAGCUCAUCCGGGAGGCCGUGGACAGGACAAUAAACCUGAAAAACCCCGUUUUGCAGCAGGUGCUGGAGAGGCCCGAGGAGGUGCUGUGUGUCCUGACUCAGAAGAUCAUGACAACGCAGAAAUGUGUGAUCUCGGAGCACGUACAGAUUGAAGAGCGCUGUGGUGGCAUGGUGGGGAUACAGACCAAGACUCUGCAGGUGUCAGCCUCUGAGGACGGCAACUUGGUCAAGGACUCAAACGUGGUGCUGGAGAUCCCGGCUGCUGCCACCAUCGCCUACGGCGUCAUUGAGUUAUAUGUGAAACAGGACGGGCAGUUCGAGUUCUGCCUCCUGCAAGGGAAGAGCGGCGGCUUCGAGCUGGAGCAGAAGAGCCGCUACGCAUCCAUGGACCCGCUGCCCUUCCGCGAGUUCCACUUCGGGGACAUGCCCGAUGGCACACAGGAGCCCUUGAGGGUUCUAAAGCAAGCCGCCCGCCUCCUGGAGGAGGAUUUCCAGCCCUUCACGGAGCUGCCGACCCAGCAGCAGACAGCUCUGCACGAUGUGCUCCAGACCGUCUUGUUCGACGAUGAGUUACUUCUGGUCCUGGAGCAAGUGUGUGACGACCUGGUGAGGGGCUUGUCACCCCAGGCCGUGCUGGGGAAGCUGCCGCCACCACAGCAGGAGGCUGCCACCGCCUUCUUGCAGCUGGUGGGGUGCCACAUGCAGGGAUCUGUAGCCGAGGAUGAGGCCAGCACCCCGAAGCUGCUGUCCACCGCCUACUUCCUCCUCAGUGCCCUGGCAGAAAUGCCAGAUAAUGCUUCAGCUCUGCUGGGUACUUGCUGUACACUCCAGAUCAUUCCUACGCUGUGCCACUUGCUCCGGGCUCUGUCUGAGGAUGGGGUGUCAGACCUCGGGGACCCAGUCUUGGUGCCUCUGCAGGAUGCAGAAAGAUUUGGGAUCGUGCAGCGGCUGUUUGCCUACGCCAACAUUCACCUGGAGAGGUUGCAGACAUCUGUGAAAGCCAGCAGCCAUCAGGACCCUCAUGUGUUCCCACUAAUUCUCUGUAUCAGCUUGAAUGGGCUCCGUGCUUUGGGACGAGCUCAUGAGUAACGUCAUAUGGGAAUUACAAGUAUACACUGUU